AUGUCUAAAGAACUCAUUGAAAAUGGCAAGCGUUUAGCUGCUUACAAGGCUGUCGAUGAGCACAUUUCUCCCGAGAAUCAAGUCGUUGGUAUUGGCUCUGGUUCCACUGUUGUCUAUGUCAUUGAAAGAAUCCUUCAAAAGCCCGAGUUAAAGCACAUUACCUACGUGCCAACAAGCUUCCAGAGCAAAUUAUUAAUCCUUGAUAAUGGACUGAAACUGGGAUCCGUUGAACAAAAUGACGUGAUUGAUGUUACUAUUGAUGGGGCUGACGAAGUGGAUGAUCAAUUGAACGCAAUCAAAGGAGGCGGUGCAUGCCAAUUUCAAGAGAAGCUUGUUGCUGAAGCCGCUAAAAAGUUCAUCAUUGUUGCAGAUUUCCGUAAAGAAUCCAGCCGCUUAGGAACACAAUGGCACCAAGGUGUACCUAUUGAAGUUGUGCCAUUAUGCUACCGAACUGUCAUGAAGAAGAUAGAGCAUGAACUCUCUAUCAAGCCCAAACAAGUCAAUUUGCGUAUGGCUGUCAAAAAAGCAGGUCCUGUGGUUACAGACAACGGUAAUUUUGUCGUGGAUGCUGAUUUUGGUCAAUUGGAAGAUCCUGCUAGUUUGUUAAAAGAGAUUAAAUUAUUAACCGGUGUCUAUGAAGUGGGUCUCUUUUGUCAGAUGGCUGCCAUGGCUUAUUUUGGUGAACAGGAUGGCAGUGUCAAUGUAUUGAAGAAAUAA
Mucor velutinosus is the source of this 717-nucleotide messenger RNA. RefSeq lists its product as uncharacterized. Gene Ontology annotation, cellular component: intracellular membrane-bounded organelle. The transcript has 3 exons. The record is from RefSeq and is a predicted model, not a curated record. NCBI's taxonomy places the organism in Eukaryota, Fungi, Mucoromycota, Mucoromycetes, Mucorales, Mucoraceae. Gene Ontology annotation, molecular function: ribose-5-phosphate isomerase activity. Gene Ontology annotation, biological process: D-ribose metabolic process; pentose-phosphate shunt, non-oxidative branch. Bases 1 to 717 code for a protein of 238 amino acids.